AGCCCAGGCUGUGUAGAGUCAGCCUCCAUCGCUGACACAGUGUUGGGUGCCACAUGGAGGGCAAGGGGAUGGGAGGAAAAACGUUUAUGGGGUCUUUAAAGCGUUCCUCAAUCAAGCGCACAACAUCUGGAUCGCAAAAGACUCAGAAGGCUUGGAUAGAGAAGACCUUUCACAGAAGAGAAUGCAUUCAUAUUUUUCCAAACAGCAAAGACCUGAGCAGGUGUUGCUGUGGCCAUUUAAUAGGGCAGCAUGUGGCCAUCCUUCCUGGCUGUACAACUAAUGAAAGUGCAGAGGAGCGCAGCCAGCUUGUGCAAGUGGAGCCCCAGCCAGAGAAAUGGUCCGUCAGCAAACACACGCAGACCAGCCCCACAGACGCCUAUGGAAUCAUCGAGUUCCAGGGAGGAGGCCACUCCAACAAGGCCAUGUAUAUUCGGGUAUCAUAUGACACCAAACCAGACAAUCUUCUUCAUUUGAUGGUCAAAGACUGGCAGCUGGAGCUUCCCACCCUCCUCAUCUCAGUUCAUGGAGGCCUACAGAACUUUGACCUGCAGCCCAAACUCAAGCAGGUGUUUGGGAAAGGCCUGAUCAAGGCUGCCAUGACAACAGGGGCCUGGAUAUUCACUGGUGGAGUCAGUACCGGGGUGAUCCGUCACGUUGGAGAUGCCUUGAAAGACCAUUCCUCUAAAUCAAGAGGGAAGGUCUGUGCAAUAGGAAUAGCACCCUGGGGCAUAGUGGAGAACAAAGAGGACCUUAUUGGAGCAGACGUAACAAGGCCAUACCAGACCAUGUCGAACCCCCUCAGCAAACUCUCUGUGCUCAACAGCAGUCACUCCCACUUCAUCCUGGCUGACAACGGCACUGUGGGGAAGUACGGGGCUGAGGUCAAACUGCGGCGGCACCUGGAGAAACACAUCUCCCUGCAGAAAAUCAACACCAGACUGGGGCAGGGAGUGCCUGUGGUGUGUCUCAUAGUGGAGGGGGGCCCCAACGUGAUCUCCAUUGUCCUGGAUAGCCUGCGGGAGGACCCCCCGGUGCCUGUGGUGGUCUGCGAUGGCAGCGGCCGGGCCUCGGACAUUGUGUCCUUUGCUCACAAGUACUCUGAAGAAGCAGGGAUAAUUAGUGACAGUGUAAGAGAUCAGCUCCUUGUCACCAUUCAGAAAACAUUCAACUACAGCCGGAACCAGGCUCAGCAGCUCUUCAUGAUGCUGAUGGAGUGUAUGAAGAAGAAAGAGCUGAUAACAGUGUUCCGAAUGGGCUCGGAAGGACAACAGGACAUUGAGAUGGCGAUUUUGACAGCUCUGUUAAAAGGUACCAAUGCAGCAGCCCCAGACCAGCUGAGCCUGGCUCUGGCUUGGAACAGGGUUGAUAUUGCACGCAGCCAGAUCUUUGUGUAUGGGCAUCACUGGCCGCCUCUGAACACCCUCUCAGCCACUGGUACCCCCAUUCAGGAGGAGAAGAGCCCAGCCGCCAGCACCAGGGCAGCCAAGGGGCCAGCCAGAGGCAAGGGCCGAGGAAAGAAGAAGGGCGGGAAAGAGAAAAAAGAGCAGGAAGAAGAGACCGAUCCCAGAAAGUUAGAAUUACUUAACUGGGUGAACUCCCUGGAGCAAGCCAUGAUGGAUGCGUUGGUUUUGGAUCGAGUGGACUUUGUGAAACUCCUGAUUGAGAAUGGGGUGAACAUGCAUAACUUUCUCACUAUUCCACGGCUUGAGGAGUUAUACAACACUAGGCUAGGUCCUCCAAAUACUUUGCAUUUUCUAGUUAGGGAAGUUAAAAAGGGAAACCUGCCCCCAGAUUAUCACACCAGUCUGAUUGACAUCGGGCUAGUUCUAGAAUACCUCAUGGGCGGAGCCUACCGGUGCUACUACACGCGCAAGAGCUUCCGCAUGCUCUACAACAACCUGUUUGGACCAAAAAGGCCAAAGGCUCUUAAAUUUUUGGGAAUGGAGGAUGAGGAGACUCCUUCUAAAGGGAGGAAGAAGAAGAAGAAGAAGAAGAACAAGAAGGAGGAGGAGAUCGACAUCGACGUGGAUGACCCAGAGGUCAGCCGCUUUCAGUACCCUUUCCAUGAGCUCAUGGUGUGGGCAGUGCUGAUGAAGCGCCAGAAGAUGGCGCUCUUCCUUUGGCAGCGGGGUGAGGAGGCCAUGGCCAAGGCCCUGAUAGCCUGUAAGCUCUACAAGUCCAUGGCCCACGAGUCUUCUGAGAACGUAAUGGUGGACGAUAUCUCACAGGACCUGGACAAUAAUUCAAAGGAGUUUGGUCAGCUUGCCUAUGAGUUGUUGGACCAGUCUUACAAACAUGACGAGCAGGUAGCCAUGAAGCUGCUGACGUACGAACUAAAGAACUGGAGCAACUCUACCUGCCUGAAGCUGGCCGUGGCAGCCAAGCACAGAGACUUCAUUGCGCACACCUGCAGCCAGAUGCUGCUGACAGACAUGUGGAUGGGAUGCCUGCGAAUGCGCAAGAACCCGGGCCUGAAGGUCAUAAUGGGAAUUGUCUUCCCGCCUACCAUCCUGUUCCUGGAGUUUCGAACCAAUGAGGACCUCUCUUACCAGACCUCUGAAGAACAGGAGGAUGGGAAGGAGAAGGAAGAAGAGAACACAGUCAGUAAGGAUGGGAAUGUGGACACUAGUUCCAAGAAAGGAGAUGAAGAGGAAGGAGACAAAAAACAGAGAAGAGUUCCGAUUGGGACCAAGAUCUAUGAGUUCUACAACGCUCCCUUCACCAAGUUCUGGUUCUAUACGAUCUGUUACAUGGGCUAUCUGAUGCUUUUCAAUUACAUCAUUCUGGUGAAGAUGGAACGCAACCCAACACUUCAGGAAUGGAUAGUAAUCUCAUACAUCUUGACGCUGGCUUUAGAGAAAAUACGAGAGAUUCUGAUGUCUGAGCCAGGCAAGCUAAAGCAGAAGAUCAACGUCUGGUUGCAGGAUUACUGGAACAUCACUGACAUGGUGGCUAUUUCAGUGUUUUUGAUGGGGCUGCUCCUCAGGCUGCAGAGCCAGCCAUACAUGGGCUACGGGCGCGUCAUCUACUGCGUGGACAUCAUCUUCUGGUACAUUCGGGUCCUGGACAUCUUCGGGGUGAACAAGUACCUGGGGCCCUAUGUCAUGAUGAUUGGGAAGAUGAUGGUGGACAUGCUGUACUUCGUGGUGAUCAUGCUGGUGGUGCUGAUGAGUUUCGGCGUGGCACGGCAGGCUAUCCUGCACCCAGACGAGGAGCCCACCUGGAGGCUGGCUCGGAACAUCUUCUACAUGCCUUACUGGAUGAUCUACGGAGAGGUGUUUGCGGAUCAGAUAGACCGUAAGACUAGAAUUCAUAUAUACGCUAUGGAAAUUAAUCCUCCAUGCGGAGACAAUCUGUUCGAUGAGGAUGGAAAACGCUUCCCCCCCUGCAUCCCUGGAGCUUGGCUCACUCCUGCCAUCAUGGCGUGCUACCUGCUGGUGGCAAACAUCCUGCUUGUAAACCUACUCAUCGCUGUCUUCAACAACACCUUCUUUGAGGUCAAAUCCAUCUCCAACCAGGUGUGGAAGUUCCAGCGUUAUCAGCUGAUCAUGACCUACCAUGACAGACCGGUGCUGCCUCCCCCGCUCAUUAUUUUCAGCCUCAUCUAUAUUGUAAUUAAACGCAUUUGCUGCCACUGCAAGCGAAGGAGCGAGAGAGAACUGGAUGAGCGGGACAGAGGACUAAAGCUGAUCUUGUGUGAAGAGGAACUAAAGAAGCUGUAUGAGUUUGAAGAGCAGUGUGUGGAAGAAUACUUCCAAGACAAGGAAAACAAGGAACAUUCAUCCAGCGAUGAGCGCAUCAGAGUGACAUCAGAAAGGGUUGAAAACAUGUCAAUGCGCCUGGAGGAGAUAAAUGAGAGGGAGCACUUCAUGAAGGCAUCCCUCCAGACAGUGGACCUCCGCCUAGCCCAGUUAGAGGAGUUCUCAGGAAGGAUGAUGAAUGCGAUGGAGAAGCUGGCGGGUAUCGACAAGGCUGAGCUGACCCACACACACUCCAGAGCCUCUUCAGAGUGUGACCCGGCCUUCCUCCUCAGACAGAGCAGCAUCAACAGCUCUGACGGCUACAGUAUGUACAAGUACUACCUCGACGGAGAAGAGGACCACCCCUGCGUGGAGAUGGGAGCCACCUUGUCACCGUCCAUGAAGAGGAAAUCUUUUAAAACCAAGGAAGAGAAGGAAGCCAUAGGUCAAACGAUGCAGCUGACCUCAUCCAGCGCUACUGCUGUGACCACAAAGGACACCAGUCAAACCUCAGAAAUCAUCAAAGAUACUAAAAGACCAAGCUCCUGUGUGGACAUUGCGAUUCCUACAUCUAGUGACCAGGAAACUCAAUCAGGGACUGAAGAUCCGCAAAGACAACCAAAGCCUCCAGAAGCCAUAGUGAAUGGCCAAUCUGCUCUAGUGUCAGGGAACACAGGCUUGACUGUAGAAAGAGCAAAGCUGGAGGCCACCAUCUCUUACCCCUUGGAAAGGUCUAAAGCCAUGCGGUACUAUCCUUCUCAAACCUUUAGCACCUCACCGGACACAAUGAAGUCCAGAAGUAGUUUUAUAUUCACUCCAGCAGAGGGCAUAUCUGGUGGAGGAAGUGAUUGGACAACAGACUAUAGUUCUUUAAUGAACCAGAUGAGUCAAUCAGCCGUUGGACAGUGGACAGCUUGUUUGGAAUAUAAGCUUCAUUCGAGUCCCUAUGGCCAGCCUCCAAGAGUCUCCAUUCAAAGGCCGGUUGACGAGCCAGAGUUUGUGUCAGAUUCUGAAAGGCAGGUUAAGCAGCCAAUCACGGACACAGAAGAUGAGACAGGUGCCAACACACCUUUAGGCGAUAGGGCAGACCCAGAUAGUUCUCUAUUGGUGGUAGAGGACAGGAUGUAUCCAUCACUCAGGUCGAAGAGUUUGAAUAGCAAACCUGUAAAAGUGAAAUGCAUGGGGGACAGCAGGGAUAAGCUCAGACCUACCAGCAGCGUCAAGGACAUUGUGGUGGCAUGCGGCAGUGCAGCAGAAGAUCAAGAGGCAGAAACCAAGACAGAGGACGGUCUCAAGGAGAAGCAAUCAACAGAAACAGAUUGCUAAUUCAAGAGUGUGGCUGCUCGGUCAUAGUCAAAACCAAUAUGACUAUGUUACUGAAAUAUAGCAAUACUGAAGUGGUAACACUCCUUUGGAUAAUACACUAUAAAGUAUACACAUUGAGAACAGAUGUAGAAUGGAGACAAUGCUUCCCUUCUUUAACAGCACAUUCUGUUAACAAGUAAAUUUAUUGCACAGUUUAUCUCUUAAAGACAAUUGAAAUAUGCCUUUGUUUGACUUAACUUGUACUGUUUUUUUUUUUUUGUAAAAAAAGGUAAAAAGGGCUCUGCAUUAGGCAUUUUUUUUCUAAUCCUCUAUGAAACAUAAUAUUGUACAAUGCCUUUAACAUAAUGUUUUCAAAUUAUUUGUGUUUGAUCCAGACAACUGGGAUUCAAAUUCAUCCAACAUGAAACAGGGCACGGUCUGUAUUUUUAAGGCAUCAAAAGGUACAGUAGGGCCUUUAUCCAUUACAAAGCCCGUUAAACACGUGCUUUAGCCCUUGUUUUGCCCAGCAAAAAAUCGGAGUUGUAAUUCCUUGCCAAUUGUACAGAAUUAACCCUGUAAAAUAAGGACAAACAGGCAAAUAGACCUUAAGGACUGCCAGCUAUCACAUAAGAAUGAAUAGUCAAGCAGAACAAAGUAGGACAUGUGAAGGGCAAUAACUGCAAGAGCUAAUUUCACCAAUCAAACACAUUAAUUUGAAUAGUGUUAUUAUAUUUCAGGAGGGAAAUGCAGCUUUUGCCUUAACCCAAAAAGGAUCUCACUAAUGCAACAAUACAUUACUAAAUGGGUCUGUGAAAACACUCCUUAAAGGCAUCAGCUACAUCACACGCAGGGACCUAUGGUGGUGAUGGCACUAGAAUGUUACUGCAUAUCAUUGCUAUGGUUACUAGAGUACAAAUGUUACAGUGCCACCUGCUGACCAAAAUAAGUCUCUCAUGAUCUGUUAAAGAAAAAUCACAAAAAGCAUGAAGUGUGAUGUGUUUAUAGAUUAUGGGGGGG
Acipenser ruthenus (sterlet) is the source of this 6062-nucleotide messenger RNA. It is a transcript of the gene trpm1a, whose product is annotated as transient receptor potential cation channel, subfamily M, member 1a. The record is from RefSeq and is a predicted model, not a curated record. Gene Ontology annotation, cellular component: membrane. Bases 54 to 5066 code for a protein of 1670 amino acids. The transcript has 27 exons. Gene Ontology annotation, molecular function: calcium channel activity. Gene Ontology annotation, biological process: calcium ion transport into cytosol; protein tetramerization. NCBI's taxonomy places the organism in Eukaryota, Metazoa, Chordata, Actinopteri, Acipenseriformes, Acipenseridae.